Molecule: messenger RNA, 6332 nt
Organism: Otolemur garnettii (small-eared galago)
Lineage: Eukaryota; Metazoa; Chordata; Mammalia; Primates; Galagidae
Gene: FANCM
Product: Fanconi anemia complementation group M
Exons: 23
Coding region: 94-6231 (2045 amino acids)
Biological process (GO): double-strand break repair via synthesis-dependent strand annealing; replication fork reversal; interstrand cross-link repair
Molecular function (GO): four-way junction helicase activity; 3'-5' DNA helicase activity; ATP binding
Source: RefSeq, a predicted model, not a curated record
UGUCCCAAGGAAACCGAUGGGAUUCUGAACCCGGGCGGUUGAGUUGCUGCAGCUACCACUUUCUUAGUGAAGCCUUUGGUAGUUGUCGGCCUAAUGAGAGGACGGCAAAGAACACUUUUCCAGACGUGGGGCUCAAGCAUCUCCCGAUCCUCUGGGGCUUCUGGUUGCAGCACAGGAACUGAGCGACCUCCCAGCCCUGGCGGCUCCCGGGAGCCUUUGCCAGCAACCGCGGAGGCUCAGCAGGAGUCGGACGACGAUGUGUUGCUGGUCGCGGUAUACGAGGCUGAGAGGCAACUAAGUCUAGAGAAUGGCGGGUUCUGCACCUCAGCUGGCGCCCUGUGGAUUUACCCCACCAAUUGCCCGGUCCGGGACUACCAGCUGCGCAUCUCCCGGACUGCUUUGUUCUGCAACACGCUGGUGUGUCUGCCUACUGGGCUAGGAAAGACCUUUAUUGCCGCCGUGGUGAUGUACAAUUUCUACCGCUGGUUUCCUUCGGGCAAGGUGGUCUUCAUGGCCCCCACGAAACCCUUGGUGACACAGCAGAUCGAGGCUUGCUACCAGGUGAUGGGUAUCCCACAGUCCCACAUGGCCGAAAUGACAGGGUCUACUCAAGCUCUCACCAGGAAAGAAAUAUGGUGCAAUAAGAGGGUCCUUUUUCUUACACCUCAGGUCAUGGUAAAUGACCUUUCUAGAGGAGUCUGUCCUGCUGUUGAAAUAAAGUGCUUAGUUAUUGAUGAAGCUCAUAAAGCUCUCGGAAACUAUGCUUAUUGCCAGGUUGUGAGAGAACUACUCAAAUACACAAAUCACUUUAGAAUCUUGGCUCUUACUGCCACACCCGGUAGUGAUAUAAAGGCUGUGCAACAGGUUAUUACUAACCUACUAAUCGGGCAAAUAGAGCUUCGGUCUGAGGAUUCUCCAGAUAUUUUGCCGUACUCUCAUGAAAGACGAGUGGAGAAGCUUGUUGUUCCUCUUGGUGAAGAACUUGCAGCCAUCCAGAAGACAUAUGUCCAGGUUUUGGAAGCAUUUGCCAGUUCUUUGAUUCAGAGGAAUGUUUUGAGAAGGGAUAUUCCCAAUCUAACAAAAUACCAGAUAAUUCUGGCAAGAGAUCAAUUUAGGAAAAACCCAUCUCCAAAUAUUGUGGGAAAACAACAAGGUGUGAUCGAGGGAGAGUUUGCUAUUUGUAUUAGUUUAUAUCAUGGUUAUGAGUUGUUGCAGCAAAUGGGAAUGAGAUCAUUAUAUUACUUCCUUUGUGGAAUUAUGGAUGGAACUAAAGGAAUGACACGGUCAAAAAAUGAACUUAGCCGGAAUGAGGACUUCAUGGAACUCUAUAAUCAGCUGGAGGGCAUGUUUGCGCACACCAGCAGUCCCUCAGCAGGUGGCAUUGCUGCUCUCCAGAAAGGAAAUACAGAUAAAAAAUUUUUUUAUAGUCAUCCAAAGUUAAAGAAAUUAGAAGAAGUUGUAGUUGAACACUUCAAAUCAUGGAAUGCUAAAAACACCUCUGAAAAGAAAUGUGACGAGACCAGAGUUAUGAUCUUCUCUUCGUUUCGAGAUAGUGUUCAAGAAAUUGCACAAAUGCUUUUACAGCAUCAGCCAGUUAUUAGAGUAAUGACUUUUGUUGGCCAUGCCUCGGGAAAAAGCACGAAAGGUUUUACCCAGAAGGAACAAGUAGAGGUAGUCAAACGAUUUCGUGAUGGUGGUUAUAACACAUUGGUUUCUACCUGUGUUGGUGAAGAAGGUUUGGAUAUAGGCGAAGUUGAUCUUAUAAUAUGUUUUGAUGCUCAGAAGAGCCCAAUUCGUCUUGUACAGCGAAUGGGCAGAACUGGCCGCAAACGUCAAGGCAGGAUUGUUGUUAUCCUUGCUGAAGGCCGAGAAGAACGUAUUUAUAAUCAAAGCCAAUUCAACAAAAGAAGAAUUUAUAAAGCUAUUUCAGGUAACAGGCAGGUCCUUCAUUUUUACCAAAGAAGUCCACGAAUGGUUCCCGAUGGAAUCAAUCCAGAAUUGCACAAAAUGUUCAUCACACAUGGUGUCUAUGAACCAGAGAAGUCUUCUCGAAACAUGCAGCGAAAGUCAUCUAUUGUUGCCUGUAGGAAUGGAAUGAAGCAAAGUAACUCAAAGAAAGGUUGGUUUUUAUCAGAAGAAGAAUAUGAAGUAUGGAACAGACUUUAUAGAUUAAGAGACAGUGAUGAAAUUAAGGAGAUAACAUUGCCUCCAGUUCAGUUUCUGUCCCUGCAAAGUGAGGAGAGUAGACCAAUUCAAGAACCGACCAUUGGAAUCCAUCAGCUCUCUCUCUCUGAAUGGAGAGUGUGGCAGGAUCAUCCUUUUCCUACACAUCAAGUUGACCAUUCCGAUCGCUGCCACCAUUUUAUAAGUCUUAUGCAAAUGAUAGAGGGAAUGAGACAUGAAGAGGGAGAAUGCAGCUAUGAAUUGAAAAUUAAAUCCUAUUUACAUAUGGAAGAUGUUAGCUCAAUAUUAAGUGCUCCCAGGAAUGAAUAUAGUAAUUUUGCCAGUGCCACCUUUAUUCCUCACAACAAAUCUUCAUUUACAAGGACUACAAGUCAAGGCAGUUUAUUGCCAAUGGUGGAAUCUGAUGAAGAAUGUUCUGAAAUUUUUAAAAAAACUCCUGUAAAACCUACCAAAAUUGUUUCUCUGAAGAAAAAAGCUUCUAAAGAAAUGAAAGGAGAUCAACUUAAAAAACAAAAUAAUGAUGGUGUUAUGUAUUCUUUAGAUAUUGACAGAAGUUCUGUUGAAAAUAUUUUUCAGGUAGAUCUAUCAAAUGAUGGGAGGACGUCAGAUACAGAUGAAGUUGCUUCCGUGUGUACUGUUAAUGAAAGUGUUAAUCAGCCGUGUGUCUUAACGAAGUGUCAGUUAACAAAUAACUCUAGUUCAUUGGCUGGAAAUUUUUUAGAUUCUGGUUAUAACAGUUUCACAGGUGAAAAAUCUCUUUCAUCUGACUUGUUGCUUCCAUUUGAAGAAGACCUUAAUAUUGCUAGAAUAGAUGAUCAGUUUUAUAAUUGUCACUCUUUGACUAAAGAGGUACUGGCUAAUGUAGAAAGAUUUUUAUCUCAUUCUCCUCCGCCACUCAGUGGACUCGCAGAUUUGGAUGAGGAAAUUACCAAGGAAUUUGCACUUAAGAAUUUACUUUUCUUACCCAAUGCAGAGCAUUUACAAAAGCAUGAAUCCAUUUAUUUGAUGUCACAUGCAGCUGUGAAUUCUCAACAGAAUUUAGAAUUGAAUUCAUUCAAACUUAGUAGUCAUCCUUCUGAAAAGAGUUGCCUUUAUGGUGCAACUAGAGAUGAGAAUGCUGUACCGAGCUUCAGCGACUGGGACGGUAAAGUACAUAAAGACAUUCAAAAGGAAAAUUUAGUGAUUAACAAUCACGUUCAAACAUGCAGAGCCCCCAUGGACAAUUUAGUUGAAGAAAACAGCAAUAAUGUAGAUAAUAAUGAUCUCUCAGGAGUGUUGCCUGAUCAGGAUGAGAGUUUACUAUUAUUUGACGAUGUUGAUACAGAAUUUAAUCAUGUGAGUCAGUCUCCCUUAAACAGCAAAGGCAAAUGUUCACGUGUGGCAGACAAAACUGAGUUCAGUGAAGCAGCUCUGGUCUCUCAGUUCUUAAUUUCUGACGAACUUUUGUUAGAAAGUAGUUCUGAAUCCCAGGAUCAAAUCCCCUGUGAUACUGAUCUUUGGAAAUCUCAUGAAGACUUGAGAAGUACACAUGAGGAAGAAAUGAAAAGUGAUGAACCUGUUUAUGAUUGCUCUGGGAGUUUAUUUUCUGUUACCUUUGACUUAGGAUUUCAUAGUCCAGAUUCUGAUAGUGAAAUAUCAGAACAUGCACCAGAUUUAAAUAACAAUAGGCUUCUAGAUGACCUCUCUGGAAGGCCUUCACAUAUUAAGGAGAUAAGCAGUGCAAAUUAUUGUUCAAAUCAAGCAAUAACACACAGAGAUCAUGGUGAAAAUUUUACAAGUGGAACCAAUACUGUCCCAUCAAAUAAAGAAAGGCAGAGUCCACGUUUCGGACAUUUUCCUCUGAGUGAAGACAAAAAUAAAGAAUUUAUGUCUCCUGGUUAUUGUCAGUUUUCUUUGCCAGUAGCAGAAAAAGUUAUGAGUACACCACUUCCUGUGUCAAAGACAUUGAACCUAUUUUCUAAGAUGAGAGAGGAAAUGCCCAAGACACCAGAUUCUAGUAAGGAAGAGGUAAAUCUACAAAGUUUCAAAAAAACAUUGAAUUCAACUUUUGAUUAUUUAGAAUUUUCUCUGGAAAAGGCUAAAAGCAGUGAUCAAAUCGAUCUUCAUCAAUCCUGUCAUCAUUCUGCUAAAGAUAAGCAAUUAUUAACAAGUAAUGAAAGUGAAGAUGAUGUGAUUUUCCGAAGAAAAAGUAAAAAUGCAAAAGAAAAUGUUUUAAAAUCCCCUGAGGAUCAGAAGAAUAGUGAAGUUGAUUCUCCUCUUCAUGCUGUCAAAAAGCGUAGAGUUCCUGUUAACAGAUUAGAAUUAUCAUCUAGUGAUGAAAGUGAGGAUUUUAACAAACCAUAUCCACAAUCAGAAGAUGUCAGGGAAUGUAACAGGAAUGCCAGAAGGGGCAUCAAAAUCCAAAAGAGACAGAGGCACCUAAAGCAUCUAGCUAGGAAGUUUAUAGAUGAUGAAGCUGAACUUUCUGAAGAAGGUGCAGACUGUGUCUCAUCAGAUGAACCCACUGAGCCAGAGAAUGAACAAGAUUCCUCGUUAGUUGACUUUUUAAAUGAUGGGACUCAACUUUCACAGAGUAUAAAUGAUUCUGAAAUGAGAGCGAUUUACAUGAAAUCUUUGCAUAGUCCAUUGAUGAGCACUAAGUACAAGAUGAUCCACAAGAUACGUAGCAAUGUAAACGUUUUCUCACAGAUUCCUGAACAAGAUGAAACGUACUUAGAAGACAGUUUUUGUGUUCACGAAGGAGAGUCUAGUGAAAGCCAGUCAAGUGGAGAAGUUUGUGUUGAUUUUAACUUAGUAAACGAAGACUGCUUGACAAAUGAGAGUAAAAAAUACAAAACCCGACGGGCAGUAAUGCUAAAACAAAUGAAACAAAAUUGUGCACGUUCAAAAAAGAAAUUAUCCAGAAUUAUUUUACCAGACGAUUCAAGUGAGGAGGAAAACAGUGUAAAUGAUGAAGGAGAAUCCAGCAUGGUCACCCCCGGCACUGUUAACAGGAACAAACACCAGGACCACUGUUUGGAUUUAGUACCUUUGGGGUCUUCACUGCAAUCCAAAGUCCAUUCUAAUUCGAAAGUUAAUCAGUCAGCAAAGCAGAAACAACAGACCCCAUUUAAUUUAAAAGAUACGAUUUUUGACGUCUCAGACUUCAAACCUCAGAGCCGUAAUAAAAAUGAAUCCUCCUCACCACCGUUCACUUCUGUUGAUCCACAGAAAGACCAUAGAAAAUUUUCAAUUCCAUCAAAGGUUGGCACUCUGGAGGAUUCUAGCACUUCAGGGACAUGCUGCUCCAGUGCAGGACCAUGCGUGGCUGAGACACAUUCUUCUCUUAGACUUCCACAGGAAGGAAAAAGUGCCUGUAUUCUUGUAGAUAGUCAUGAAAUCACUUCUGGUUUAGAAGUAAUUUCUUCCCUAAGAGCAGUUCAUGGAUUGCAAGUAGAGGUUUGUCCUCUUAAUGGCUGCGAUUACAUUGUGAGUAACCGCAUGGUGGUGGAAAGGAGGCAUCAGUCUGAGAUGUUAACUAGUGUCAGUAAGAACAAGCUCAUUGAGCAGAUCCAGCACCUGCAGAGCAUGUUUGAAAGAAUAUGUGUGAUUGUGGAAAAGGACAGAGAAAGAAGAGGAGACACAUCAAGGAUGUUUAGGAGAACAAAGAGCUAUGACAGCCUACUGACUACCUUAAUUGGUGCUGGAAUCCGAAUUCUUUUUAGUUCCUGCCAAGAAGAAACUGCAGAUUUGCUAAAGGAAUUGUCUUUAGUGGAACAAAGAAAGAAUGUUGGUAUUUGUGUUCCAAUGGUGGUGAACAGUAGUAAAUGUGAGGCACUUUCAUUUUAUUUAAGUAUUCCAAAUACAAGUUAUAUAACUGCAUUAAAUUUGUGUCACCAGUUUUCAUCUGUGAGAAAGAUGGCUAACAGCUCACCUCAAGAAAUCUCCAUGUAUGCACAUGUAACCCAUCAAAAGGCUGAGGAGAUCUAUAAAUAUGUUCACUACAUAUUUGACAUACAAAUGUUACCAGAUAAUAUUAACCAAGGUAGACUGAAAUCUGAUGCAUGACCAGGCUACUCAAGACGUGGUUAUCAGAGAACUCUCACAGUACUAAAUGCACUUCGGUUACCAUUGCUGUGGUUUGUGAUUAUCAAUUUAAAUUUGUAAAU